AUGGAGCAGCACGGCGCCAACAGCGCGCGGAUCGUGGCCUCGCGCAUCCACAGCCACUUUGAGCGCACGCGCCAUCGUGUGCCGUCGGUCGACACACCGAGCUUGGACCGACUCGAAGUGCUCGUCGUGCUUGAAGUGCGCGAACUUGUGAAGCACGUGGUCGCACUCCACGCGACGCUUGCGGCGGUGCCUCUCUAUGAAGCAAAGCUCCGAGCCGAGUGGAAAGAACGUGCCGCACAGUACGAAUCCGAGAUUCGCGCGUAUAGAGCUCAAGUCGAGGCGGCCCUCACCGCCGCCGCCGACCUCCGCCGCCAUAUCAAUCGCAGCACGCAGGCAAUGGCGACGGAGACGAUAGAGUUGCGCCGUCGGUGGGAAUCCGAGUGGGCUGCCCACCACGCGAGUGAGAUGCAGCGCGUCCUUGACGAGGCGGCGGCGCGCGAACGCGACAGUCUCUUGCGCUCUCGCGACACCACGCAAGCGGCGCUCGCCGACUUACGACGUCGCUUGGAGCAUCAAAAGAACGCGGCGCUCGAGUUGCAAGCGGCCGAGCUACGGCGACACCACAGGGCCCAGCUGGACCGUUUGUCCACAACUCUUAUCGAUAUAUCAAUAUAA
Molecule: messenger RNA, 615 nt
Organism: Saprolegnia parasitica CBS 223.65
Lineage: Eukaryota; Oomycota; Saprolegniomycetes; Saprolegniales; Saprolegniaceae
Exons: 1
Coding region: 1-615 (204 amino acids)
Source: RefSeq, a predicted model, not a curated record